Messenger RNA from Lates calcarifer (barramundi perch), 6995 nucleotides. RefSeq names its product protein phosphatase 1, regulatory subunit 37 (gene ppp1r37). NCBI's taxonomy places the organism in Eukaryota, Metazoa, Chordata, Actinopteri, Centropomidae. The record is from RefSeq and is a predicted model, not a curated record. Gene Ontology annotation, molecular function: protein binding.
AUGACGUAAGACGUGUGAACAACAAACAGUUGUUGGACUUCAACAAGCUAGCGAAUGGCACCGCUAGACAAAAACAGGUUCAUCAGACUUUACCCGGAUAGAGAGAGACCUACGGGACCUAAACGCUCGGAAUAUCUUUAGUAUAAUCUCGUAAACGUUAGCACUGUUAGUGCCGGUAAGUCUAUCUUCGGCACGGUUCCUUAGCAGCAGCAUUAGCCACCGAAACAUGCCCAUUGCUCAGAGUGUGACGCCUGUUUUUUUUCUGGCUGCCGCUGGUCGAGGGUUGUGAUGCGAGCCGAGCUGCAGCGCGACAGAGGGUGAGACGAAGAGCUACAGCCGGAAAAUAUUUUUCUCGACACAGGAGAAUGGACUUUGUCGGGGGAGAACAGACGGGCUCACGCAAAAAAGCAGGCAUGCGACCGCACACGGGCCUGGGUGUCAUUAUUGGACAACAACUUUAGCAAGCUAGCUAACGUUAGCUCGCUCAAAUUCAUGCAAAUGAAUUGGUUUUGUAUCGGGCAGUAAGAUCACUUUGCUAGCGUAAUGGAGGCACCCUGAGUGACUUGAUCAUUUCAAUUGACUGUCCUGGUCCUCUGAAAUACUGCUGGCAAUGUGCUGACGACCAGGGAGGCUUUAGUCGGUUCCCACUUGGAGCAAUAGGACGCGGUUGGCAGUGGUGGUUGCCUGAUAGUGGUAGAUGAGCAAAGUUGCCUGAUUUGGCAAAUAAGUAAUUACUGAAUCUGAUAUCUGUUUCGCACAGGUGUCACAUAUUUUUUGUAUUGAUAUUUGUGUGAAAUUGCACUUUAAUUAGCUAAGUUUUCAAGGAUGCACCAAAGUCAUCUGUGAUUUGGGGUUUGUGAAAGCUGUACUUUAAAUCACCCCCAAAACAACAAACCAGUCAAGAUAUAGGUAUAAUUUUCUGACUGAACUUGAAUAUAAUUUGGUCAAUUAAGGGCCAGGAGAGGUGCACACUGUGCACUGUGAGACAGAGACCAGAGACAGGCUUAUCCAUGUAAGUUGGUUCCUAGUUACUGUUUAACCUAAUAUCCAGGCUGUCUGGCACAGUUUAAGACUGAGUUUCACUGGAAAUGAAAACAUGAAUAUCGAAGAGCAGCGUCUAGAUUUGUGCAAUGUUAAGACAAAAAGCAACGUGGAUGAGGAUCACAACACUACCAACAACACAGAAGGGGUCACUCCUCGGAUCUCUGAACUGAUGACAGAUAGUAACACAGAAAAGCAGAGUAUUGUUCCCACAGAGGCCUCUGAAACGUACCUGAUGCCUCAGCUCACUGACAACCUUCAGGGAGCCAAGGAGGAUAACCACCAGGUACAAGACACACUGGAAAUUGAUGAGGUCAAUGGAAAUAGAAAGAGCAGUGCCCAGGACACCCCUGUGAUAGCAAAACCCACUGACUUGAUCUUUUCUAAUGAUGAGCAGCACAGGGACGAUAUUGGGCUGGAGAAAAUGAAGGACGACAAAGACACUGAUCCUGUUGUUGGUGACAGGGAUGAUGGUGGGGAAAUGGACAUAGGUGUGGAUCUGAGUCUGGAUGAGAGCGGGGUGUUGGAGGCCGAAUCGACAAACGUCAGAUCGUCAUUAGACAACACUUUAGCCUCAGAGUCCACGUCUCAGGAUGUCCCAGCUGGCAGCACGACAGAAAGCCCGUCAGAUCCAAGCCAGGCGAGCAGCACAGAGGCUCCUGCCGUGGACCAGGCUGGACUGUACCCCUCAGUGGAGGAGGGGGACGAUAAACACAAACCAAGUGGAAAGAGGGUGACAUUUCCUUCAGACGACGACAUUGUCUCUGGAGCAGUGGAGCCCAAAGACCCCUGGAGACAUGCUCAGAAUGUGACGGUGGAGGAGAUCCUCUCUUCCUACAAACAGGCCUGUCAGAAACUCAACUGUAAACCUAUACCCAAAGUGCUCAAACAGAUACAGGAACUGAAAGACCUAACACAGCGAAAUGAAUGCUUAGAUCUAAAAGGAGAGAAGCUGGACUAUAAAGCAUGUGAGUCUCUGGAAGAGAUUUUGAAGAGAGUCCAGUUUAAAGUGAUAGACCUGGAGCAGACCAACCUGGAUGAAGAUGGUGCAUCUGCUCUUUUUGACAUGAUAGAGUAUUAUGAGUCAGCCACGCAUCUCAACAUCUCCUUCAACAAGCACAUCGGCACGCGGGGAUGGCAGGCUGCAGCUCACAUGAUGAGAAAGACGAGCUCUCUGCAGUAUCUUGAUGCACGCAACACUCCUCUGCUGGACCACUCAGCUCCCUUUGUUGCGCGAGCACUCAGGAUCAGUGGCAGCCUGGCAGUCCUCCACCUAGAGAAUGCUGGUCUGUCUGGCAGACCGCUCAUGUUACUGGCUACGGCUCUCAAGAUGAAUAUGAAUCUGCGGGAGUUGUACCUUGCAGACAACAAGCUCAACGGCCUGCAGGACUCAGCCCAACUUGGCAACUUGCUCAAGUUCAACUACAACAUCCAGAUCCUGGAUCUGCGUAACAACCACAUCCUAGACUCUGGUCUGGCCUACGUGUGUGAAGGACUAAAAGAGCAGAGGAAAGGUCUCGUCACUUUGGUGCUAUGGAACAACCAGCUCACACACAACGGCAUGGGCUACCUCGCUGCUGCACUGCCAUGCACCCAGAGUCUUGAGACUCUGAAUCUUGGCCAUAACUCAGUGGGUAACGAAGGGGUCCACAAGCUGAAAGACGGACUGAUUGCCAACCGCUCUGUGCUCAGACUGGGCCUCGCCUCCACCAAACUGUCCUGCGAAGGAGCUGUGGCUGUGGCUGAAUUCAUUGCUGAGAGCCCCAGAUUGCUGCGCCUGGACCUUCGGGAGAAUGAGAUAAAGACAGGUGGACUGAUGGCUCUGUCACUCGCCCUAAAAGUUAACACCUCUCUGCUGCGUCUCGAUCUCGACCGGGAGCCCAAGAAAGAAACUGUGAAGAGCUUCAUUGAGACCCAGCGCGCCCUGCUGGCUGAGAUCCAGAACGGCUGCAAGAGGAACUUCAUCCUGGCUAAAGAGAAGGAAGAAACUGAGCAGAAGAUGAGGCAGUCAGCCUCCAUGGCUGAAAUCGCCACAGAGGAUGGAACCAGAGAGGAAGAGGAGGAGGAAGAACCAGCAUCAGAGGAGAGAAGCAACACAGCGGGGAAAGAGGGAGAUGAAGAGGGUGACACAACAGGAAAUGAAGGACAGACAAGCAGCCAGUCAGGAGCGAGCUCUGAGACGAAUGUUCCCCAAGUGAACCUGGAGUCAGACUCAGACACUGAGGAUGAGGAGGAAGAGGAGGUAGUAACAAAGUCCUCCUCCGCAUCAGACUCUUCCAUUCGCUCAAACCAGACUGCUCCUCAGACCCAGACAGGGGCUGCACAGCCCCCCCUCAGUGCCUCACGUACGUCCUCGUCCCCAUCGACUUCACCCGCUGGAGGGCCAAGUGUCAUUUCUGGCAUCACUGUCACCGAAUCCACAGCUCCUCCCGGCACCCCUCCAUCUCCCGGUCGCUGCAUAUCAGUCUCAAGCCCGGGGAGGGGUCAUAAGAUCUUCAUGGUGACCCGGGUGGAGAGCCCCCCUGAGCAGCAGCUACAACUCCAGAUUAGUGCACCGGCAGUUCCCUGCCAAACUAAGGAGGUCUCAAAGAAGCCGGUAGACACGAACGCACAGCCUAUGACGCAGCAGACGCCGCCUCAGCCUCCACCUCAAACACCUACACAAACACAACUGACACAGGAGGACGCAAAGGAGCGUUCUCCUGCUCUGUCAACAGACUGUAAACUGACAGAGCAGAGGCCUGUAGCACACUCAGAGUGUGCACUAAAUACUUCACAGACCCACACACUAGAUACACAGUCUACAAGUCAAACUGCAGAGGAUGUAACCGCUUGUACUCUAGACCUAGAACUGACAAAUCCAAAUCCACAAGCACCAGCCCUGCCUUCAGAUUCCUCACCAGUGCAGGCUUUAGCAUUGCAGCUUGGUGAGGAGGUAAUAGAGAGCCCCAAAAGCCCCCAGCUUGAGCCCAUUUGUGUAGAAGGAGAGAAGAAAGAAGAUGAGGAGAAGGAAGGUCCUAUAGAAGAUGAGAGAGUGGUGAUGUCCCCUGAUAGCACAGGAGAGUGUCAGCAGUUAGAGAAACUGAGUCAAACCCAGGCUAGUAUCCCUGCAGCAGACACACAACUUGAACAGCUACAGAAUGAGCUAGCAUCUGCAUCAGAGGAUACCCAGUCACCAGACCAAACAGAGGAAGGGGACAAAGUGGAGUCACUCCCACAAGAGGAGAAGCAGGAGGCACCAACGAGUUUGUCAGAAAUCAAAAAACCCAGUUUAACAGAGAAAGAAAACAGCCAGCCAAACCAAGAGGAACCAAGUCCAAAGCAGCAAACAGAGGCAGAUGAACAGAGAGUAGAGUCUGUUCUCUCUGUCCAGACUGAUCAACAGGCAUCAUCUGUCACUCAGAGUGGAGCACAGGAGACAAAUCCUCGAGUAGAAGAGGCCUCAAAGAGUAUCAGUCCCAUAUCUGCCAUGACUGGGUCCGUCUCCCCGGUAGAAGAGGAGGAAUCGCCUCACGAGAGCUCUGCAGACGAGGUGGAGUGUUUCGCUGAGGCUCUCGAGGGAGAGGUCGUCGGUUCAGCUCUACCCAACGGCCUGAAGCCAGAGUUCUCCCUCCAUCUUCUUGAUGCUGAAAGCCCCAAGUCAGGCAGCUGUGUGAUGGAGCACGUGAGUGUCAGCUGUGGACAGGACCUGGAGGAGCUGCUGCUAGAAGCCAGUUUGGAUGCAGGGAGAGAUGCACCAUGAGGUUGUGAGGGACCGUAAGGAUAGGAGAAAACAGCACUCAGAUAGUUGUCUGGCUCUAUUAUGUGACUGUUUACCCUACAAUGUUUUUGUCAUUUCUUUGACUUUACCACCAACAUGACCUUUCCAUAAAGGACAGAAGACCUGGUGUUACAGUCGAAGCUCAAAAAUACAAGCAAAAUUAUGGAAAAGACUCAAAAGGACAAAAUCAACCUCUCGAGCUUGGCCAUGACAAAUAAGGAAUCGUCUACAUCCACACUACAUCAACCACUGAAACACACAUACAUAUGCACACUGAGUAUGAGAAAAGGGGGAUGGGAGAGAAAUAAAAUCACCCUGUUAUCACUACAUUUUGUCUAUCUGCAGUCUUUACACACAGAGCAACCACCUGUGAGAGAGAGAGAGAGAGAGAGAGAGAGAAGAGGGUGGGGGAUAAAACACUAACCAAAGACAGAACGCAGACCUUUCUCACAGCCCGUACUUGCUCUCUCGUGCAGAUUUCCACUGUAGUUGGGGAGAAAACUAGCUAUUAAAGGUUUUUCAUUACACACAAACACAAAGACGUUACGUACUUUGAUGGUGGUGAGAAAUGUGCAGUCAUGGCACACUCAGAAGACAAAAUGGUGGAGACGGAUCCCGCUGAGUGGACCUGCUGGCUUUAAAACACGUGUUCUGGAGGUGGAAGUAGGUCACCGUCAAAAGGCUUUUAUAUCCACGGAAGCUGAAGAUGUUAACGCGUCUGUUUAAAUGUCAACGUUUUAUGUCUUGUGGCCCCCACUCCCAGUCAUUCUCCCCCUUUGGAAAAGAAAAAAAACACACACAACUCUAAGGGACCUCUGCCAAAGUGACUUCCCUCUUGUCUGUUUUCUCGUCCUCUGCUCACUUUGGCCCCUCAGGAAUCAGUGUCCCCCAUCUCUACCCCCACCCCUACCCCCUCCCAUCAAGUCUCCUCAGAUCUGAUGCGGAGGAGCUGCAACUGUCUCCCUCGCCUGCCUCCGCUACAACAAAACCGCUUUUUUGAAAAUCACAAAGCUGAAAAAAAAAAAAACGGAACUUCUGCAAAAGUCUGAAAGCAAUGCUGUCUGCUUUUGGUUAUUUACAGUUUAGAAAGAAAAAAAUAGUCGUUUGUCCUCAAUUCUCUGCAACUUCAGACACUAUUAUUGCUUUGUUAGACCAGUCAUUGUUGUGUGAAAACUCUUUCAAGAGAAGCAGCUCGGUCUCCCCAUCGUCAUCUCCCCUCUCCUUCCUCCUGUCCCUCAGUCUUCCAUUGGUACUUUGUGCCAUCUCACAUCUCUGGUCCAGCUCACUGUUUAUGUUGCCUUCAAACUCACCACUUCAGAUUCAGCUUCUGUUUUCUUUUUUUUUUCCUCUCUUUUUUUUUUUGGCUGCUUGGAGAAAUCUUUUAUUUUUUAUUUAUUUUGUAGCUACAUGAUCCUUUUUCUGAUAUGUUUUUGCCCUUUCCCUCUUCACCCCCUACUCAUUUUAUCUUUUCUUUUCCAUUUGGGGGCUGCUUUAAAAGGUUACCCUCCUUUCUGUGAUGUAUAUUUCAGAUUCAAACUAGAGCAAAUAUUUAGUUUUGUUUUUUGGGGGUGGGGGGUGGGGGACAAUCUGUGUUGGGGGGACAGGUAAAUAUGAUUGAAUGGUUGACUAUUGGUAGCAGUCGGGGUGCAGUAAAGAAAGAAAAUACAGUGACGCAGCAAACAUAAUCAAAAUCCCUGUUGCUUUGUUACUCUGCUGGAUGAAGCUGUGGCCACAAGGGGGCGCAGGUGGUUGUGGGUUUUUUAAUUUUCCCCACAGUGGAGCCAGAACAAAAGGAUAUCACAGCAUCACAUACAACACACUGCAGGCGCUGACGUCUCUGUUCAGAUCCAACUCCUGUCUGUGAUUUCUCCAGAGCAAGGCAGUUAAACUUUACAUGAAAUACAAACUUCAUGAAUGUUUGUGAAGAGAGGUGGUUUGCCCUGCUUUGAUUUUUUUUUUCCUGAGACAAAUACAGGCAGGUGUUGUUUGUUCUUUUUCCCCCUUCCUAAAAGGAGCAUAUUUCGACCCUCUUGCUCUUCUCCACCCAACAGAUAGUUUGCCCCCACUGUUUGUAAUGCUUUAAUUUUUAGAAUUUUUUAAUAAUAAUUUGUUAACUUAAUUGAAAUGUGCUGGUAAUCACAAAGAUAUGUAUGGCGAAAUUUGUUCCUCUCAAAUAAAUGCAUGUAAUGACUAA